Dalotia coriaria is the source of this 917-nucleotide messenger RNA. RefSeq lists its product as uncharacterized. The coding region runs from base 206 to 811 and encodes 201 amino acids. NCBI's taxonomy places the organism in Eukaryota, Metazoa, Arthropoda, Insecta, Coleoptera, Staphylinidae. The transcript has a single exon. The record is from RefSeq and is a predicted model, not a curated record.
AACCUAGUGUGCGUUAGUUUUGUUUAUAACCUGUCACACGGCAUCUCUCGGCAUAACACGUCAAAUCACGCACAAAAAUUCCAUCGACGUCGUCAUACACUAAAAAAUAUCAUUUUUUACCAUAAAAAAUCUAUACAAGUGUUAUACACCCCCCACAAUCAUCCCACCCACAAAAUAUCACCCUAAACAUUAAUAUUCAAUCACAAUGGACGAGAAAAAUUCCGACGUGAGCGCCAGUCAAGCACUGAAGGAAACAGCAGAGUUAAGCGACAUCAGACGCACCGCGCCCUCUGAGCGCGCCGCGCAGGACUCCGAACUAAAGAUCGAGAUCGACCAGAGCGGUAAAUACGACAACACCACCAUCGAGACAGUGUACGAGAACACCGUCCUGGAUAAAACCGUCUCAUCAGCGACAGCAUCACGCACAACUGCAAGUUCCGCGCCUGGUAAUACCUCCUCGCCGUCGCAAAUCAACAACGUCCAAGAACGUUCAUCGGUGCGUUCCGGACGCCUGAAUAAACUACGAGAUCACUCGAGUAAUAUCUUCCCGGUCGGAUGCAUGGGUUGCAGGGAGAAUGACAGCUUACCGAGUCCCAGGCGUUUGAUGGACGCAAGUGAAGCGUCCAAGGAUACAAUCGGGCAUAUUGAAAACACGCCACGCAAAGCAAGUAUGAAACCCGAGUGUAAUAUCACGCGGAAUCCGUUACUAGGCACCGGAUUCACAUCGAGGGAGAUUCUGGAUCCGGAUGUUGAUAAUAAAAUGAAUGGACCACGAGUGCCACCUGGUGGAUUCUCACAAGGCUUAUGGUAGUCAACGCAUGCGCAUGAUUCAUCGUCAUGUAAAAAAAUGAAAUUAUUGUGACAUUUCAGAGAUGUAUUUUUGGUUGCCUAAGGUAAAAUUAAACAUUUAUAUAAUG